Molecule: messenger RNA, 1776 nt
Organism: Pseudoliparis swirei
Lineage: Eukaryota; Metazoa; Chordata; Actinopteri; Perciformes; Liparidae
Gene: otop1
Product: otopetrin 1
Exons: 6
Coding region: 1-1776 (591 amino acids)
Biological process (GO): proton transmembrane transport; inner ear morphogenesis
Cellular component (GO): membrane
Molecular function (GO): proton channel activity
Source: RefSeq, a predicted model, not a curated record
AUGUCUCCCACCAUGGUGGAACACAGCGGCCUGGACAUUAUGUGCCUGAACAAGUACUGCCACAGUUCCUCCUCGUCGUCCAGCUCCGAGCCCGACAAGAAGGUGUUCACCAAACUCAAACUCGAUUUGUCGGGGGAUUAUCCGAGGAAGAACGCCGAGAUCCUGAGCGGCCAGUACGGGACCAACGUGCUGCUCAUCGGGGCGGCGCUGAUGCUGGCCAUCGCGCACCACGGCCCCUCGGUCAGGGAAGAGCACCUGCUGUCCUUUGUCAGCUGCCUCAUGAUCCUGCAGCUGAUGUGGAUGAUGUGGUACAUCCUGGUGCCCGACAGGCAAAAGAACUCGCGGACCGAGAAAGACGUGCACGCCACCACAUGCUGGAUCCGAGGUGGUUUGACUCUCCUUGCUCUCCUCUCGCUGAUCAUGGACACGUUCCGAAUCGGGUAUUAUGUCGGCUAUCGGUCUUGUGUGUCGGCGGUGCUCGGGGUGUAUCCUGUCAUCCAUGCAACUCACACCAUAGCACAGGUGCAUUUUCUCUGGUUUCACAUCAAGGAUGUCAUCAAGAGCUUCGAAACAUUUGAGAGAUUCGGCGUCAUCCAUGCGGUCUUCACCAACCUCCUCCUCUGGUGCAACGGUGUGAUGUCAGAAGCCGAGCACUUCUUAAACAACCACAAGAGAAGGCUCUCCGCCCUGGGCUACGGGAACCUCACCAUCGUGCACUCGGAGCCGCACUGCAACUGCACCACCAGCACGUGCUCCAUGUUCUCCAGCAGCCUCUUCUAUCUCUACCCCUUCAACGUCGAGUACCACAUCUUCGUCUCCGCCAUGCUCUUCGUCAUGUGGAAGAACAUCGGGAGGACCAUCGACCUUUCUUCCAACCGCAAGAGGCUGGCCACCAAGACCCAGGGUCUGACCGUGGGCCCCGUUAUGGGUCUACUGGCGCUGGCCAGCACCAUCGGGAUCCUGGUGGUCUACGUCACCCACGUGGAAGAAUCCCUCCAAAAGCGCCAGUCGGCCAUCUCCAUGUUCUACAUCUACGGCAUCGUCAUGCUGGCCUUCAUGUGCUCCGCCGGGGCUUCGGGUCUCCUCAUAUAUCGAGCGGACCACAUGCCGCUGGACACCUCCAAGAACCCGUCCAGACAGCUGGACACGGAGCUGCUGUUCGGCUCCUCCAUCGGCUCCUGGCUCAUGUCGUGGUGCAGCAUCGUGGCCGUGCUGGGCACCGACAGCAGUCCCCCGUACCGCUGGACCAACCUCAUCUACUCGCUGCUCAUCGUGCUGGAGAAGUACAUCCAGAACCUCUUCGUCGUGGAGUCUCUGUAUCGCCAGCAGGAGGACGGGGAGAGGGAGGACCCCGAGUUGCCGGCCGCUCCGGAGAUCUUCUCGGCGACGUCGUCUUUGGCGCCGCCGUACGACGGCAUCAUCAACCGGGCCUACGUGACGCCGGACAGGACCUGCGUCGACAUGGAGAACGGCCAGGUGUACAGGUGUCCCAGGAAGCCCUCCGAGGUGCCGCUGCCGGUGGGAAACAAAGUGUCGGCGCCCCGGAAUAUAAAGAGGCAGAUCCUGAAGAACAUCGCGGUCUUCCUGAUCAUGUGCAACAUUUCGCUGUGGAUCCUCCCGGCCUUCGGCUGCCGCCCGCAGUACGACAACGGCUUGGAACAAGAGACAUUUGGCUUCAGCAUAUGGACCGCAGUUCUCAAUUUUGCCAUUCCUCUGAACCUUUUCUACCGCAUGCACUCGGUGGCCUCGCUGUUCGAGGUGUUCCGCCGCGUCUGA